Molecule: messenger RNA, 2053 nt
Organism: Micropterus dolomieu (smallmouth bass)
Lineage: Eukaryota; Metazoa; Chordata; Actinopteri; Centrarchiformes; Centrarchidae
Product: long-chain-fatty-acid--CoA ligase ACSBG2-like
Exons: 3
Coding region: 172-555 (127 amino acids)
Source: RefSeq, a predicted model, not a curated record
GCUGCUUGGAUCCCUAAUUACAUCCUGAAUAUUGGCAAACAAGUGCCGUACUUUUACAACUAAACGGUCUUUUUUUGCCCAGAGCUGAUCAUCACUGCAGGUGGAGAGAACAUCCCUCCUGUGCCCAUUGAGGACGCAUUGAAGGCUGAGGUGCCCAUCAUCAGCAACACCAUGCUGAUUGGAGACAAGCUCAAGUUCCUCUCCAUGCUGCUCACUCUUAAAUGUGUCAUAGACGACAAUGGCGAGCCCACAGACAAGCUGAGUCCCGAGGUUUUAGACUUCUGCCAGCAGCACGGCGUCACAGCAACCAAUGUGUCGGAGAUCAUAGCCAUUAAGGAGCCAGCUAUCUACAAAGCCAUUCAGGAGGGCUUGGAGCGGGUCAAUGCCAGAGCGACCUCCAACGCCCAGAAAAUCCAGAAGUGGGUGAUACUGGAGCGAGACUUCUCUAUCAGUGGAGGAGAGCUGGGACCCACCAUGAAACUGAGGCGGCCCAUUGUUGUGAAGAUGUACCAGGAGAAAAUAAACGAAAUGUAUGCAGUGGAAAAGGAAAACUAGACUGAGCUGCACAGAGAUGAGACAAUAGGGAAGAAACUUUGAAGCAUGUUUACGAACAUUGUGUUGUGCCCAGACGUCAUGCUGAGAAAUGUGUAAACCUCUUUUCACCUGAAUGUUAAAAGUGGAAGAGGUCUGUGAUUUAAGGGGAAACAAAUCUUGAUUCUGAUUGUUGUUGUAUUUAAUGGAAUAGAUGCUGUUAUGACGUCUCUUAAAUUUAAGCCCUUGCCAAAUACAAACUAGUUCACACAAUGAUUAAGCCUAUCACUGCUGGGUAAAAUUUAUUACGUACUUCGUGUUACCCAUUCAGCUGCGAAAGGUUUGUAAACACAAUGGCGUUAAAAAGGCGGGGAAAUGCAGUGCGCUUGCAUACACAACAUGUUGAAAAAAAUGUUUUGCUUGUUUUGCUUUUGUCUGCGCUGAAUGUCAGUGCCAAAUCCGUGCCACCAGCAAGAUCCCUUCUGCACAAAAGUGGUCCUCUCUGCCAAAGAAGGUUACAACAAAUGUGCCUUUUUAUAAUUAUUCGUGUGUUGUUGUCUGUUCUCAAAUAGUGACGCUUUCAGAAAGGCUGACAAAGCGUUAUUUGAUGUCUUUAUGAGAUGGUCAUGACCGGAAGCGCUAGCUACGUUAGUAUAAAAGGCGUUGACAGCUUCCCAAAGCACCUAACCCUAACCAUCACAGGGGUGUGUGCCUAGUCAGCGAUUGUAUGCAUGUCGACCGCCUAACCCUACAGCUGUGCCCUACAUCUGCCAUGCUAGCAGCUAGGGUUAGCCUCCUUUGUGUUGCUACAUUGUUAGUGUUGUCAAUUAAAAAUGUACUGUUGAAUAAGCUUUUUCAUAUCUAAAGUUUAUUAUAAUUACAUCAUAGUGAACACUUUCAUCUCCAAUGAUUAAAAAAAAUUGUUAUCUCGAUAUGCGCAUGUGCAAAACGGAUCUUGCUGGCGGUACGGAUUUGGCACUUUACUGAACCAUAAAGCACUGCAGUCAGCCCAGGGGCGAGUGCAAUCUCGAAACGUUUCGCACCGGUUUGCAACGUUUUCUGAUUGAACGACAUGUUUCCUUGCAACGUUCCGCAACGGGCUUCGAGGUAUGUUUUCUUCUGUUUGGUGGGAGUGUCUCAGGUGUUGCUCAAUCAGCUGCGACAAGUUUGUAAACACUAAAAAAGCAGGAAAAUGCAGUGCGCUUGCGUACACAGCAGGGUGUUCAAGGCACCACCGUUUCUGUUGGAAAAAAACGUUUAGCUACGUUUUGACGACGCUGAACUCGCCCCUCGUGUCUGUGGCGACAAUCCCCGCGCAGGGGUACCGGUAAUGAUGCGUUUUACGUCAACCAGCAAUGAUUGGUUUGCCAGGAGCAACCCAGAGCCAUGUAGAUAGCUCCACGAAUGGUGUAAAAAAAUGAUCCAUUGGAGAGAAGCUUUAUGAUUUGUUUUGUAUAGUUUGUACUAAUAAUAUGCUUUACAACGGUGUAUGAAGUAAUGCCAAUAAAUCCACUUGAAUUGA